Messenger RNA from Tarenaya hassleriana, 1420 nucleotides. RefSeq names its product tRNA (guanine(26)-N(2))-dimethyltransferase. Gene Ontology annotation, molecular function: RNA binding. Lineage: Eukaryota; Viridiplantae; Streptophyta; Magnoliopsida; Brassicales; Cleomaceae. Gene Ontology annotation, biological process: tRNA N2-guanine methylation. The record is from RefSeq and is a predicted model, not a curated record. Gene Ontology annotation, cellular component: nucleus. The transcript is spliced from 5 exons. The coding region runs from base 1 to 1317 and encodes 438 amino acids.
AUGGAGUUAGAUUUUCCCGCUAUGUUAGCUGUCGCACCUAAAACCCUAUCCUCUUCCUUCUCUCUACCUAAACCGCAAAACCCUAAGCCUAAACCCCCAAAUCCUCGAGGUUUCCGGAGUUUCAAAUGGAGACACGACGCCAUUUGCGUGAAAUCGGAGGUGGUGACCGAGAGGGGUCUUGAAUUCGAGACUCGAGAGACUUUUUUCCGCCAUGAGAGCGCCACGGGCCGUGACCUCGGCGUGCUCUCGGCGACGCUAUACAAGAGAUCCAAAGGCGGGUUACGGGUCCUCGACGCCAUGUGUGGCUGCGGAAUCAGGUCGCUUCGUUAUCUUGUGGAGGCGGGAGCUGAUUUUGUCAUGGCGAAUGAUGCCAACGACGCUUAUCGAGGGAUUAUCACUGAUAAUCUGAGUAAGGUUGAGAGGGGUUCAGGCGACGAGAGAAGAUGGGUCGUGUCUCAUAUGUUGGCGAACAAAGCGAUGAUCGAUAGGUAUUUGCUCGGGGAUUUCUUCGAUAUGAUAGAUGUGGAUUCGUUUGGGAGCGAUUCGGCUUUCCUCAGAGACGCUUUCAAUGCGUUGAAGUUGGAUGGUUUGCUUUAUCUCACCUCCACGGAUGGGUACUCUUCCGGUGGUCACAGACCUUACAAUUCUCUAGCAGCCUAUGGGGCAUUUAUCCGACCAAUGCCGUUUGGGAAUGAGAUCGGGCUGCGAAUGGUAAUAGGCGGAGCAGUGAGAGAGGCCUCUCUGCUCGGGUAUCAUGUCACACCCCUUUUCUCCUACUACUCUUAUCAUGGGCCCGUGUUUAGAGUCUUGCUUCGGGUUCACCGUGGGAAGCUACACGAGGACAGGAACUAUGGUUUUGUGACUUACUGUAAUCGCUGCGGUGAUUCGCAGACAGUAAGAUGGGAACAACUUGGUCUGAUCGGCUGUCCCUGCUGCGACACAAAGGCUUCUUCCUCACUCGUUGUCUCGGGUCCACUGUGGCUUGGAGCCCUUCACGACGCAUCCUAUGUUACGGAAAUGCUGGAAUUGGCAAAGGAAUGGGGAUGGGUGGGCAACGACGGCACUGGAAGUGACUUGGAGAAGCUUCUAAGCCUGAUGAUCGAGGAGAGUGACCCGAGGCUACCCCCCGGAUACAUUAAAAUGGAUGAGAUGGCAAGCCGUGCAAAGAUGAAUUCUCCCUCGCUUAAGAAGAUGAUGAGCGCUCUUGCCAAGGAGGGGUACGCCACAAGCAGGUCACACAUUAUUCCCAAUGCUAUUAAAACAGAUUGUCACAUGGCAGAUUUUGUAAGGAUAGCUAAGGAGCAAUUGCCAAAUUGAGAUUUAUCUUUUCUUUGUACUAGAUUAACUUAAAUUACAUUAAAGCAAGCUCGACAAGUUGAAAGUCUUGUCUCUGCUAACCCUUCUACUUCACAGAUUAACC